Messenger RNA from Grosmannia clavigera kw1407, 1722 nucleotides. Its product is annotated as set domain containing protein. The record is from RefSeq and is a predicted model, not a curated record. Bases 1 to 1722 code for a protein of 573 amino acids. Lineage: Eukaryota; Fungi; Ascomycota; Sordariomycetes; Ophiostomatales; Ophiostomataceae. The transcript is spliced from 5 exons. Gene Ontology annotation, molecular function: protein binding.
AUGGCUCUCUCCAUUUCCACCCUCGUUCGAGGUGCAGUGGUCUUUGCUCUGCUCCCUUUUCUAUGUGGUGUCAUUGGCACCUCAGUUGCCGACGCGGGUCUUCCUGCCCAGAUGGACUCUGAAGCCAUGGAGAACAUGAAGGCCUAUGUCAGCUCACAGCCACAAUUCUCCGAGUAUUCUCCUGCUGAAGACUUCACAUUUGUCUCCGACUUUACAGCUCCCCAAGCCGACUCAAUUGCAGAGCUAAUGCCCACGGCUGAUAUUGGGUUUACACCUGUUGUUGAGGAUUCGCUCGAACCGGAGAAUCAGACGGCUGUAGACAUCCUCGACAGUUCGCAUAGCAACCCGGCGGACCCCAAAUCCUGGAAACCAUGGACGCACCCCCCUGAAUGUGGUGUUGCCAGCAGCUAUUGCGUAUUCACUCAGACGACACUUCCGGCGUCUGGCAGAGGCAUCCUGGACAGCAACAAUAUGGCUAGCAAUGAUACCUCGCCCCAGGGCAUCAGCAUUAUUACCACUCCCGAGCAGGCUGCCUACAGCCUCAACCCGCUCGAGCUCUCGUUCGCCCCGGAGUUUCUCGAGAUCUACAAAAAGUUCGCAGACCUCCCACCGGCCUUUGCCGUCCAUCAGCAUCCUACCUCGCCCCUGAAGGGUGAUGGUUUGUUCGCUACCAGGUCCAUCCGCGCAGGCGAGCCGGUCAUCGUGGACAGGCCAGCCCUGCUGGCCCACUUCAAGGUCAUGACGGACGAGAUGACCAGGGCCCUUGGCUCAGACGAGGACGACCACGGUCUGGGCCCCGAGACAGACAGUGAUCGGACACGCAUGUGGAAUGCCGCAGCCGAGCGGCUGCCCCCACAUAUAAUUGACCGUAUCUACAACAUGACCGUGCUUCCACGCUACAACAAGCUAUUCCAGAUGUUGCCCGCUGAAGAUUUCUCACCGGAGAAUGCGCCGCCGGUAUUCUCGCACAUUGAGAAGGUGUUUGCUAGCAACUCUUUCGCCAUGACCGUCAAAGGCUACGCGUACAAGGCUCUCUUUCCCAAUGUUGCUAAAAUCAACCAUGAUUGCCGGCCAAAUCUAUCUGCCGACAUUUUUGGCGAAACAAUGACCAUGGUCGUUUGGGCCAAUCGAGACAUUGAAGAGGGCGAGGAGCUGACUAUCAGCUAUCUCAACGACCUUCUGCCAUCCGACAGGCGCAGUAAGGUCAUCAAGCGCCGUUGGGAUUUCCAGUGCCAGUGCGACCUCUGCACCGGUAAGGCAGAUGGCGCGCUUGAAGCCUCGGAUAAGCGUCUGCAACACAUACCUUCCCUGAUCGGUCAGAUUGCCAGGGACAUGGCUGACAGCCAUGCUGAUAAGGCACUAGAGGCGGCGCUGGAUCUGCGUGCCAUCUACAUUGGUGAGGGCUUGAUGCGGGAGACGACCACAACCGAAAAAAUGCUGCUUCUGCCAGAAAUGUCCGAAGAGGAAAGAGAUCGGGUCAAAGACGAUCUGAUGGCGGACCCGUUCGGCCCAGCUGGUCUUGCCAAGCUGCUUGGCCGGUUGUACUUAGCCAACGGCAAAGAAGCGGAGGCUCUGCCCUAUCUGCGUGCAGCCGUGACCGAGAUUGGACGGCAGACCUUUGCGUGGCCAAACCCGGAGAAGAUGGCAGAAAUGUGGCAUCUUGUGCAGCUGGUGGAGGCAGCCGAACGAAAAGUCGACAAGAAAAGAAAAUGGUUUCUCUAG